Parnassius mnemosyne (clouded apollo) is the source of this 918-nucleotide messenger RNA. Lineage: Eukaryota; Metazoa; Arthropoda; Insecta; Lepidoptera; Papilionidae. The record is from the annotation of a GenBank genome assembly.
AUGGACGUCAAUGUUCUUGCUAUAGUUAUUAAUUGGUUUCUUCUGUUAACAAGUGUUUGUGUUGUUCUAAUAUGCUGGUUUUAUCAUCGUAAUUACAACUAUUGGAGGGAUCGUAGAAUCCCUUAUGAGAAGCCUUUCCUUUUCUUUGGAAACCUUGCAUUUAUUAUGAGAAGCAGUUUUUGGGACUUUUGUUAUGAAUUAAAAAACAAACAUCCUCGUGAGUAUGUCGGAAUAUUUUUAGCCUGGAAACCAGCGCUGAUGUUGCAGACACCUGAAUUUGCAAGGAGAAUACUUGUUAAAGAUUUUGAAUGUUUCCAAGAUCGAUAUUUGUAUGCGGGAUUUUCCGAUCCAUUGGGCUCAUUGAACUUGUUUACAGUGAAGAACCCUAUUUGGUCAGCAAUGCGACAUGAACUUUCACCUAUGUUUACUGCGUCCCGGCUGAAAAUGAUUACAGAAUUAAUGAACAUGAAUUCCAAGGAACUGGUGUCAAAAAUCCGUCGUGAUUAUAUUAACAACAAUAAGCCAGUGAACUUAAAGGAAUUAUUUUCAAUGUACACGUCCGACACAGUGGCAUACAGUGUUUUUGGAAUAAGGGUCAGUGUCCUGAAAGAUGAGGAUUCACCGUUGUGGUAUAUAACUAAUCAUAUGGUCAAAUGGACUUUUUGGCGUGGUUUUGAAUUUACUAUGAUAUUCUUUGUUCCUGCUAUUGCUUCUAUACUAAAGUUACAAUUUUUCUCUCGGGCCGCCACAGAUUACAUCAAGAAAAUAUUUUGGAGCGUCGCUGAAGGACGUGAAAAAAAUCAAAAGUCAAAUUAUAAAGAUCUCGUUGAACAUCUACUUAAAUUAAAAGAGAAUUUAAAACUACCCGCUGAUUCGGAAUCGGGUAAAUAUAGAUUUAUUUUGGUUUUCCUAUCUUAG